GAGAGCCUUGUUCUGCAGGUGACCAUUUACCAGUGGUAAAUAUAUGUACGAACAAAACUGCGUUUGAGGAUGACAGCAAUUCUGUUUUAGUUAAAUCAAAUAUGAGACAAAACUGUACAUGUGAACUUUCUUUAACCGACCAAAAUCAAACAAUAACUAUUUACUUUCAAAGAUUUAACAAUCAAAUAAGUUCCGUUCCAUCUAAUUCUGACUGCGGUUUGAAUCUAAAGUUUAGUGUUGGACAAGAUAUUUUUGGGGGAGCUAACUGCUUUGGCGUUAUCUAUGUUUCAAAACCGAUUGUGAAAAAGAAUGUUAUUACAAUAACAUCAAUGACUUUGAAUGGAACAUUGCACGAUAAUGAAGGGUAUUGCAUUGAAAUAAAAAAAGUAGCCCCUGUAAAAAGGGGAAUGCUUAGUCUAACAUGUGGUAUUGGCAGCACCACCACGACUCAAACAACAACAAAAUCAGCAGAAUCAUCAACAAUAACCACAAAUUCACCAUCGACGACUACGAUGACCACGACAACAGUGUCAACAAUAACAACUACUAUGGAUACUGAUCAGUUCACCUCUGCAAAAUUCACAAGAUCAGAUAGCCCUGAAAGUACAAAGCAAGUUAAGCAACAUCAAAUAAUUUCAGAUAAUGAUGACACAACAGUAUUAGCAGCAGGUGGAUCAGUUGCAGGAUUUGUAAUUAUUAUAGGAGUUAUUGUUGUGGUCUGUAUCUAUAGACGAUACCAUCAAAAACCGAUUCCUAAACAAGGUCCAGCAUUUGAUAAUGAGUCUGAUGAUUAUGGCAUGCGGAACAAUGUCCUUUAUGUUUCAUCACAAUCAACUGAUACUGCUAAACCACAAGAUACAAAGAGGAUAUCAGUUGAUAUUGAUGGUAAUUACAGUACUGUAGAUUUGGAUGAAAUACUGUCAGUCGAAGAAUCAACUGGAGAUUACAGUGCAGUUGACUUAGAAAAACUGACACCGUCAAAAUCAAAUACGAACGGUUCUACAAAUGAAAAACCGAUUAUUGCUCCGAAGCUGAAACAAAAGAUGACUAUGCAAGAUGAUAUUUAUUCUGUCCCGGAUAAGAAAAGGGUGAAGCAUGUUACAGCACCCGAUGCAAAUGGGUGUGAAUAUGCUGUUGUUAUCAAACCAGACAAAUCGAACGUUGAUAAAAGUGAAGUUCAAUCAUCAACGAGUAAUGUAUAUGCAGUUGUUAAAAAAACAAAACGCAUGUCUGAUGGAAAGGGGACAAACCAGAAAAGAAAUAGUUUAACAGCCGAAAACGACGGUGAAAGUGGACAAUCAUAAAAUAAAGCUGAGUCCUGGUGAUAUAUUAAAACUUGUGCAUGUAAACAGUUUAUUACUUGCAUUAUUAUCCGUGUUGGAAUAAUUCAUAAACUCAAUCGGAUGUUUAAAGUACAUGUUUCAACAAAUAACAUAAAGUGUUAUAAAAACAUAAAAAAAAAUAAUGAGGAACCAAUCUAUUUAUAACAAGUUUAAGCUUUAAGUGUACUCCAAAUUAAAUUUGUCACUUAUAAUAGUGAAACUAAGGCAACCCUAUGUGUUGCUACCUUUUAGUAUUAUGAAUCAACAUAAUAAAAUACAAAAAUAAAGGAUUUUUGUUAAUAAACAUAUACAUGUAUACCAGUAUUACGUGAAUAUCAUACAAUAUAU
Molecule: messenger RNA, 1670 nt
Organism: Mytilus californianus (California mussel)
Lineage: Eukaryota; Metazoa; Mollusca; Bivalvia; Mytilida; Mytilidae
Exons: 5
Coding region: 102-1304 (400 amino acids)
Source: RefSeq, a predicted model, not a curated record